AUGCCGUUCUACUUCCCCAAGAAGCACCGGUAUCAUAAGUUGACGCUGUAUUUCAUGCUCGCCGAGUUGCCGAUCACAGUCGUUAUAUUGACCUUGACGGGUAUUGCAUCGCACAACCUGUACCGCUCGUUAUUAUGGCAGGACGGCGCGGAUAAUGGUUUCAACAGCGCUCCCAACGAGGCGCUCUACGCCGCCGCCAACUAUCGUCCAUACACGGCUCCCAUGGUGUGGUCAUCAUUCCUCACCAAUUACAACCUCGUCCUAGGAGUCCUGAGCACAUUCAUGCUGAUCGUCAAGUUUCCCCUCCAUCUGAUGCGUUUGUUCUAUCCUCCUCUGGCGGCUUUCAUCCAUUGCUCCUUGAUCGUCCUCUAUGUUGUCUCGGCACGGUUCCAAGCCGGCAGCGACAUGUCCGAUCCAAACCACCCCCAGCCAGGCCCGCCAUGGUACAUCACAAAGCCAUGCAGCGUGGCCGCUCACGAAUCGAACAUCGGCUACUGUGAGCAAGCCAAAUCUCUCUUCGGCAUUACCUUUGUAAUCAUAGCCCUCUACCUAGUUGAGCUAGGCUUCAACAUCCACUCCUGCUUCGUAACGAAAGAGGAACGCACGCGGAUUGACGAGAAGAGAGAGGAAAAGAAGAUCGAAAAAGAAUUUGAAGAAGCCAUCCUCAACUCUCCCGGCUUCGUUCCCAUGAAUCAACAAAUGAUCCCUCGCACACCGGGUAUGGUCCCCGGGCAGCACUACCCCCACACCCCAAAAUACCCGUUCAGCCCAGAGUUCGCCUCCUUCAGCCCCGGAAUCCCGCCCAUGGCCGCCGGUGGAGCCAUCUCGCCGUAUACCCCACGCACCCUGGCUUUCAACCGCCUCGGCGGCGGCAGCACAUCUUCCGACCUGCCGCUGCGAGAGCACGCACACUCGUCGUCUAACGGCCAACAAUCCUCGUCUGAGGCGAUGACUCCUCAUACCUCACAGGAGUCACAGAUGUACUUCCCGCCCCCGCCGAAAAAGGCAAUGACCAAG
Penicillium lagena is the source of this 1017-nucleotide messenger RNA. RefSeq lists its product as uncharacterized. NCBI's taxonomy places the organism in Eukaryota, Fungi, Ascomycota, Eurotiomycetes, Eurotiales, Aspergillaceae. The annotation marks the transcript as partial. The transcript is spliced from 3 exons. The record is from RefSeq and is a predicted model, not a curated record.